GCCCGCUUAAAUCAAAAUCUUAAUAGCUAGAAAUUUCCCCCAAAAAAGAUUUCCUUUUUCUGCACUUCACCAGGUUUGUCUACUUCUUGAUCUACCUGGGCACAACAUGGAUCCAAGAUUGUGAUUCAAAUUUCAAAGUAAGGUGUUCCUGUUCUUGGAGGUUUUCAAUUUUCAAGGAGGGGAAGAAGGAAUCAAGAGUACUAAGGUUUCUAAAUCUGAGAAGGUAUGGGAGAAUCUGCUUGUCUCAUGCAAACUACCUUCUCUCAGGCUUCUGAUACUACUACCCAUGAAACUAGAGAGGGCUUCAAGGGUUUUUACUGAAACUCUAGUUUUUUGUGCAAAAAAACGAAUCUUAUGGUUCUUGCCUUCUCUCCUGAUUUUGAUGCCCCGGGGAAUCCGAUGCAUGCACUUGCAGGAUCGGUUUCUUUCGGAAGGUUCUUAUCAGAGUCCUUAGCGUGGGAGAAAUGGUCAUCCUUCUCUCACAAUCGGUAUUUAGAAGACGUAGAAAAAUACUCCAGGCCUGGUUCAGUCGCUCAGAAAAAAGCUUAUUUUGAAGCCCAUUACAAGAAAGUUGCAGCUAAGAAGGCAGAAGCAGCUGCUGGUUCUACUCCUCAACCAGAAACCCAAGAUGGAGUUCACAGCAAUCCUGCCCUGGAUUCACAGAUGGAAAAAUGUGAUGACCAUGUGGCUGUUGAUGAGCCACGGCAAGCCACAGUCCCCAACAUGGAGGAAGGUUUCAUCAUUGAUUCAAGCAGACGUAAUUCCAUUGUUGAAAUGGAUCGCAUGGAAUCAAGUAAGGUGGAAGUAGUAGAUCCAGUAAUAGAAGACCAGGUUCUUGAGAAGAACUCUCUAGUGGUUGAAUCAUCACAGCUUGCUGAUGUUGGGAACCGUAACAUGCUUACUGAGGUGGAGCCUAGUGGAACCAUCCAAAUGAAUCAGACACAUUCAGAGGUUGCUGCUAGUCCGGAGAGUUUGACUUCAACAACCAAUGCAAAACUAAUGGCAUCGUCCUUGAAACCAUCAGCUUACAGCAGGGAACGAAUGCUUUCAUCUUCUCCGGCCAAAUCAACAACUACUAUUCCUUCCAGAAAGGAAAAUAUAGCCACUCCAAACAAUAAGUCCGCAAGAGAUCCAGUGCAGAAGAAGUGCCCAACUCCAAAAUCACUCCAUAUGCCGAUUAAUUUUGCUUCCAAUCAAGAGAAUUUGGCUUCAGCUACCAAGACAAACCCAGCACUUUCUUCCUCAAAGCCAUCGGCUUACCGAAGGGCAUCAGAGCUUCAAUCUCCAACUGCCAAAUUGACAACUCCUCUUCAUUCCAGAAAGGGAAAUAAUCCCACUCCAAACAGUAAAAAGUCCGUAAGAGAUCCAGGGAAUAAGAAGUGCCCAACUCCAAAAUCACUCCAUACAUCGAUUAAUUUUGCUGCUAAUCAGGAGACGGUGGCUUCAGCUACUAAGACAAAAUCAUUUGUUUCUUCCUCAAAGCCAUCAGUUUACGGUAGAGCAUUAAAGCUUCCAUCUUCCCCUGACAAAUCCUCAACUGUUCAUUCCAGAAAGGAAAAUGCCACUCCAAACAGUAAAAAAUUUGCAAGUGACUUGGUGAAUAAAAAGUGUUCAACUCCAAAAUCACUCCAUAUGUCAAUUAAUGCUCCAUCUGGCGCUGGUGAAACUAACAAAACAUCUUCAGCUCAGAAAAAGAUUGCAGAUUCAAGGGGAUCUGGAAGUGUGUCGACCUCUAAGCACUGUCCAACUCCUCUAAGAACCCCAACCAUGGCAUCUGUGAAUGGUUUGCCAAAGAAUCCUUCUGUUACUCCUCAGUCAGAGCAAAAAAGUACCAGAACAGAACUUGGUUUCACAUCCUCUGGAUGCAGUAAAGUGGGUGCAAAAUGGCACUCUCUCUCCACGGAUCAUUCGAAGUCUUUGAGCGCCGGUGGAGGCAUAACACGGUCGCCGACUGUAUCUUCUCCAUUUAGCUUCAGAACUGAUGAAAGAGCUGCAAAAAGAAAGGAGAAACUGGAGAAUAAAUUCAAUGCAGAACGGGCACUGAACGUGCAGCUUCAAAAGAAGCCUAAGGAAAAGGCUGAAAAUGAGCUUAACAAACUGCAUCAAAGCUUCAGCUUCAAGGCAAAGCCAAUGCCAGACUUUUAUCGUGCAACAGGGUCAGGAAAGAAUCAGAUUAAGAAGAUUCCACAGACACAGCUUCGAUCACCCAAGCUCGGACAGAAGCCCAUUUCCAACGCAGUUCAGGAUUCGAGCUCUCUCCCUCCUCGGAGGCCUGAAGCCAAGAAUUACAAUUCUAUGGGUGUUAUGGAGAAGAAUAACCGAAUCCCUACUCAUUCUAUCACUGAGCUACCCAAUAAGGAUACUCAUGAGAAUUCUCCCCCAAAUAUCCAGCAGUGAGUAGUGAAGACAGAGAUUGGUGGAAUUACAGAUUAUAUUGGCACAGUAGAACAUUAUUGAAAAGCUCAUGUCUGCUGAUGAUGGACCUUCAGAACUUUUGAAAGAUUAAUCCAGUAAAAUAGUCAGGGGACAUAAUUUCUGUCAAGAGAUGUAAAAUUGUAUCCACAGUUUCUUUCUGCUUCAAGUAGAACUGAAAUUUUGUACCUGUUCUUCCUUUUGUUUGUUCUUAAUGGAUGUAUUAUACUUAGGUAUUGUAGAACAGAUCCAAGACAAGCCAUGGUUUUCUAGGAAAAUUCUGGAAAGGGCUCGGGAAGUAUCAUGUAUUUGGAGUGUUACUAUAAAUAAUCCAAGUUUUCAUUUUCUUGAGCA
Molecule: messenger RNA, 2766 nt
Organism: Macadamia integrifolia
Lineage: Eukaryota; Viridiplantae; Streptophyta; Magnoliopsida; Proteales; Proteaceae
Product: protein WVD2-like 7
Exons: 10
Coding region: 355-2397 (680 amino acids)
Source: RefSeq, a predicted model, not a curated record